AUAGGCGAAAACUAGAGAGAUUAAUCUGAUGGUGAAAGUAAUGUAAUAAAAUAUUAUACACAGGAAAUAACUACACAAAGUGAGAAGCCGUUACAAAGGCAUAAUCUGUAUCAGAACGUUAAAGUAAAAUGGACAGCUGACGAUGACAGAAUGUCCAAUAUUCAAAGUGAAUGGUGUCGCGUGCUAUGGAAAAAACAACCAUCGUAUCCUGACAAUUAUUUAGGGGACUCUUCUUUAAGAGUUAGCAAAAAACGGAAGGAAGUUUUGAUUUCUGAAGCCUUAUAUGGAGCUACAGCAGUCACCCAGGAAAUCUGCAGCUGUCUUGGGUUAGUUGCUAUCUUCUUUGGGUUGUCUCAAGGUGAGAUCCGAGCAUCAAGUUUACUGGUUGUUACAUGUCUUGUGGGUGUCACUGGGUACAUCAUUACUAACUCACAUCAUGCAGUAUCAGCCAGAGGUGAUGCUAAGUUGGUGUGUUUCUAUUUUGUGCUGAUUUCAUGCGCAACUCCUAUGGUCAAAAGUUUAACAGGAAGUGUUGCUACUGACACAAUAAAUGCCUGCACCACUGCACUGCUUUUGUUGAGAAUUGUCCAUCAAGACUAUGGAGUUUCUGUCGCUAUAGUGAAUCCUACUGUGUCACAUAACUUGGGAGUGUUUGCAUCUGUGUGUUUGGCAUCCAGACUUGGGAAAGACCAGGAUGUCUUCACCUUGAUCACCGUUGCAGUAAUGCUUUUUGCCCUCUUCCCAGUAUUCCGGAGGUAUUGUAGGGUGAAACUUGGAAUGACAAUAGACCUUCUAUUAACCACUUCAGUGAUAGCAGUUACAACAGUUGGGCUGUAUUGUUUUGCAUCUCAUCUAAUGUGCUUAUUUGUUGGUGCAUUAGUUAUCUGCAAUGGCAUCAUUCCCUCAUUAUAUGUUUACCUUCAGCAUUAUAAACAGAAUAUAUUUGGGCCCUGGGAUGAGGCACUCAUAGAAGAUCGAUGAUUACUGCAAAUUUUUAAAAUAUAAUUUUUGUAAGCAAUUCUGUGACUCCAAUUGGUAUUAAUGGAUGAUGUUUAGUUCCCAUCACAACUUCAAGAUGGAAAAUAUGUGCGCUCAGGAAAUUUAGGAAAGGUUUGUGCUAAGAGUACAUGUUCCCUUUUUCUAUUGAGGGGUGUCACUUUAAAUGUAGGCAAAUUCAGUAGUCCACCAACAUUUCCUAGUCAUUACUUUCACUUUUGUGCGCUAAUUUCACCUGUGUAAGUGUCAGUGGACUUCUGCAUUUCCUUCCCUUGCAGAAUACACUGCAAAUUGUACUGAAGGUUCUUUGUAACAUCCCCUCAGCUCCAGCUGCAUUCAUGUGAGUAAAAGUACUGUCUAAUUAUAUACUUCUUUAAAGUUGUCUAUGCCAAAAAAAGACUUUUCAUCAUAAUUUUAUGUUAGUUAUGUUUACAUAACUAACACCUAUUCCCAUCUUAUUCUUAAGCUCUUGCUGAUUAUUGACAGUUCUUGGUAGUUCUCUGUAGCUAGUUUUUUUUUUUUUGUGUUGAAGGUCCUUUGCUGCAUUUCUUUGGGCCAUGUUGCUUUUCUCGCAGCCUUUUACUCUUCAUCUAAUCCCCGUGGUUUCUUUCUACAUAGCUUUCCAACUACUUGAAAUUCACCUUGAUCCAACUUUCAUUUAAUUCAAAAAGGUGGUCUCAUUAGCCUGCAUGUGUCGACUAUGUGAAUGUGAGAGUGGCUGAAGUUUGUCCAUUGGAAUCAUUAUUUUUAUUCUUUUUGGUAGUAACUAUCAUUUUUCAUCAUAUUCUAUUCAAAUAAAAUGUAUUUAAUUCAUUGCUUUGUCCUAAAUUACAGUUGAAACUUUUGCCAUUUUUUUAUACAUAAUUUUUUACUGUAUAUAUAUAAUUUUGUUGAUGUUUGUAAUUUUAUCUCUCUUUUUUUGUAACAUCUUCACAAAUGUAAUGUUGAAAAAUCAAUGCAGUGGAUAUUGCAUCAUAUCACCACUUAUCAUGUUUCCUAGCCAAUGAGUGUAUCCUCCUAAAAUGUAACCGGAAAAUUUAUGUAAGAUGGAGUGUGUUGUUAAUUUUAAGAAUGAUGUAGCACCUCCUUGUUCAAAGUGAGGCACCUAAUGCCAAAGAAAGUCCAAUUUUAUACAAAUGAUCACUUGCAUUUUCCCCAGGCAAAGCAAAAACAGAGAAAAGGAAAUCAACUUAGUAAUAUUUAUUGCACAUGGCAAAUUUAUAAUGAAUGUUCAUACUACGUUAUUAAACGUGUCAAGUUAUUGACAACUUAAACCUUCAUUUGAUGAACCUAAUAUUGAAGUAAUAUAAUUUAUAUUUCUUAUUAAAUUUCUUUUCCAUGAUUUAGUUUCACCUACUGAAUUACUCUAUGCAUAAAAAUGUUGUCUGGUAAUAUUAGUAAGUGGUUUGGGAAAGUUUUAGGGAUUUUAGUUAUCUAUUUGUCAAAAAAAAAUGUUUUGAAAAUAAUUGUAAUGCUUCUCAACAUAAAAAUGUAAUAGUGCAUGUAUUUCAUCUGCCAGAGGCUGGGUAUUGAUUUUAUUUUUUUUCAGAGGCAGAGCACUAUUGUUUCUCACUGUAAUGAGUGGAGUCACUGCCUUGCUUGCAGUUUACCAGUCAUUCUUGUACUUUCAUAUAAAUCCUCUUUUCAUCUCUUUGAUAAGUGCCCACCAUAGGGUGAAGAGGCAUUAGGAGGGGACAGGAAACUGAUCUCAAUAAAUUCUCUGUUGAAGACAGUUAUUGCCAUGAAGUUUUAGAUGUAGGAGGGUUCCACUGAAGUUUAUUUUGUAGGGCUUAUUUUAGACCAAAGCCUGUAGUAUUAAGUGAAUCACCUUAUGAAGAUGAUCUUACAAGGAAAACUAAUAUUAAUAAGAGGAUAGCUCCAAAAGGUAAAGAUACAGGUAUGAUUUUCUGUUUUCUGAAGGAUUAUUAUCAUCAUUAUACUGUCACAUUAAAUUACAUACUAAACUCUUGAACAUUUACAAGAAUUUAAUCUUCAGUGAAUGUUUAAACUUGGAACAAAGUUUAAAAAGUAUGACAGCGAGGAGAAGAGACCAAAGGGAACAGAUAAAAAUGUUAGGCAGAAAUUAAUGCAGUUUGGAACCAAAGGAACACUGCAAAGAACCUUUAGCACUGUUUAAAGUGCACCUUACAAGGUACAUCAUAGAUGGUACUUUCAUCCAGUGUAAUAUAUUGGGACUCAGUGUAUUUUUUGUGUCAUUAGAUUACGUAUGUUAUCCUGUGGAAUAUCAUUUGUUUGUUUAUAUUUCUUAUUAUGAGAUCUGAUUCUAUCUUUUCAGCAAAGGUUUGUGUGUCUGUUUUUAUAUGAUCUAUGAUUUCUGUUUACGCCAUGAGAUUUGGCGGUUGUGUACAAAUGCCUCACUAAAAUUUCAUUCCUUAGCUAGAGCUUUCAAAUUUGCAUACAAAUCCUGUAAAGAUUCACCUUUAUGUUUCUUAAGUUGCUGAAACUUAAAGCUCUGUGGUAUGAAGGCUUUACAAUGAAAUGCAAUUUCAAAGUUUUCACUGUGUCCUUAUAAUCUACCUCAUACAGAAAAGUUGAGAGGGAGCAAGCAGUCCAAAUAUGUAAUACACUCUUUAUCAAAAAAACUUAUGAAGUUUUAAGCGAAGUAUUCUCAUUGUGGUACUGUAGCAUUUCUGGGUAGCUUGCUGGACCUUUACGGUUAAUUAAAAAUCUUCAUGCAGUAGUUAACACAUCCCUUUGUAUGAAGUGUCUUUGGAUAACUACAAUUCAAGGAGUUCAAGCGUCUGUAAAUUUUGGUAUAAAACACCAGUGUGACUAUCAUAGAGCUUUGGCAAUUCUUUUUGACUAUUAAUUUUUCAAGGUUAAGCAAUUUGGAGACUAUUUUUGACAAGCCCCCACAGCUUUAACAGAGGAUGUCUACUGACUGCAAGAUGAGUAAUUUGGAGAUCAGUACCCUCUGGUCACUUGGAUCAAAUUUUUUGUUCUACCAUUGAUGGGAUAUUGUUCACCUUUGUGGACAUAACUGUAUCCAUGAUUAUUUUAGUCUAGAAUUAUUUCACAUGUAAUUUUUCCCCACAAGGUUUUAUACCAUUCCCUUCAUAGGGCAUCUUCAGCAUGCAUUUGUGAACUGGCCAUUGAGCUUUGAGACAAAGAUACGCCAAGGUGGAGUUGAUGGGGUGUUAAUACAUACCCUUACUUAACCAGUGCUGUCCAGUCACUUUUCCUUCACCCAUCAUUGAGAGUAGGUGCUUUGCACGUCUCUCUUUUGUGUGAUUGUUGGAUUUGGGGGCAUACCCUCAUUCUUUUUUGGUUUACACCAUAAGAAUUGUGUUUUGGUUUCUUUGGUGCCUUUGUUGACUUGCUUUUCUGAAAUGGAGAAGAAAAAUGAGUAAAAUCAGUGUUAAGGACAGUGUGGGUGUUUCAUGUCUCUCACUAUUCCUUGUGUAAGGGAAAAGUGUGUUCAAUCUUCCAAUAAUUGGGGAUUAUACCCCACAGGGGACCCUGCCAGAUCCUUCAAGAUCUUUUCUUCGACCGGCCUCCAUUCCUUUGCCACCUCUGAAGAGUAUUUCAUCAGUUAAAAAGGAUUGCUUUCCUGCUCAUGGAGAACAACAGUCUUUCUUAACAUCUUCCACACCAGUGGAUCUAAAAGUGGUAAACAACUCUGUAAUAACUAAAUUUUACAUGUGAAGCACACCUGUAGAAGAAAUUUCCUUUUUGGUCAAGUUCGCAGCAAGUUUUUUAUGCACCUACAUCAUGCUGUACAGGGUUCAAGGUCUCAAGAAUUGAUAAUCUGAACUACUAUAUAACAGUAGAAAACCUUACUAAAGAUAUUCAGCAAACAGCAGGAUUAUCAAUCUCGUCACCAUAAUCAGCCAUAUUUCAUGCUAGUGAGUUUGUGAGUCUCCUGAGAAGCGGCUUGUUCAAGGGUGGGGGAGAGAAGUCGAAUGGCAGUAAAUAACCCGCCCGAAGGACAUCUACUACCCACUUCUCCGCCCCAUAACUCUGUCACUUGGCCCAGUAGUCCGCCAGGCAAACCCCCACCUGUGGCACAGGAGAGGGAGAGGUGCCUAACCUACCGACAACCCCCUUUACCUCUGCCUCUGGGGCCCCUUCUCGGCUUGAAGGAAUAGGAGUGAAAGGGACGUUGGUCCUCUGACCUAAGCUGGGACAAACAGGGAGGCCCUGCCAAAACCAAACUCCUUGACAGCCUACCAGGCGGCAACCUUUGUGACUGCUGCUGGGCAGGGGGAGGAGGAGAAGCCGGAUGUUUCCCGAGGAGGAGACUCUGACUUAAGACACAGUCUGGUGCACUAAUCAGUCCUUGGUGUCAGCCCGGCGCCGGUCUAUCACAUCCUUCAGCUCAGUCCGAGGGAACAGAAAUUGUGAUCCCAAAAGAUCUCCAUUCCUCAAUGCCAGCAAGGACUCGGGGUCAACUGAUCUUUCCGUCCUGGAUAAAGCUGCAUCUCUUCUAAUCAGGAGAAGGUUAGCCCUUAAAUUUACACUGAGGUGAGCAAUAUACGAGAACCCCUUGCCUCCGGACUGCAACAAACUGGCAAGAGAGGAAGCAUUCAUCAACCCCUCUGGGGACCUGUCAGAGGUUAUCUUGGCAAUGACCGCCGACCAGAAGUCCAGCCAAGAAACCGUCUGCAACAUGAAGGCUGCUGUAGACUCCAAUGCUGAGGCAUCCUGCAGAGACAAGGACGAAGCCACCGUCCUCAUCUACUCCAAAGUCAAUCCCGACUUCAGACGAAUGACGUCCAGGUUAAGAUGAUGCAACAUCAAGCAUGCAGAGUUUGUAGCACAGUACUUCCUAUGCCCCGUGAGAGGCGGGGGAAGCAACUUGGCAGAGCCUCUAGAGCAAAGCGAUCCGUCCCGAUCUGGAAUAGAGGCAUUAACCUUAUGUAAGACCGACUUGACAUGCCCCGACAAAGGAAGGCGAAACGAUGACUUGGGAUCCUGCGUAGCUCCCAGCAAGGCUUCCAAGCAGGAAGGAGUGAAAGACGACCGAGCCUGAGUCCUACUCUUCAAAUUGUUGAACCCAUGAAUGAGAUCGACAACUUCUGUAAAGGAAGACAAAAACUCUUGCAUGUCUCCCUCCUCCUGCUCCGGCAGCAGAGACUGACAACGAGAAGGAUGUGCAGGCUUAUCUAAAGUGCUUUCCUUGUGUAAAUUAACAGAAGAACCAGAAGUCAUACAGCCUGAAACACCAACUAACCUGUCUGGGCUGGAUCCAAACGCCAACUCCUGCGACGAACCAACCACAACACUAGGGACAUCACUACGCACUCUUCCAACAGAUGACUCUCUUAACAUGGCUCCAUACGAGCAUGUGUAGGGCGGACACACAAACGUGCAUAGGUGAGGAAUCUUGAACACUCGAGAUGGAAUGAGAAUCCCUCAGAUUCGAACCCCUGGAAGUACCAGGGAGGAGGGGCAGGAAAACACUCCUGCUGCACCAACCUCGCACUCACGAUCCUUGACCUCUUGACAGGUGCCUUGAGAUCAUUACGGCGAUGAAUAGGCCCUGGAGAAGGAGAAGCGGAAGCACCUGCAACAUGUGCACAAACGUGGGAGGUUGCAGCAUGCUCACGACUUGAUGCAGAGGACAAAGCAGCCACUACAGAUCGCACUGGGAAAGAAAGACUAACACUCAGAGGAACACGGGCAUGCUGCUCCUCACUCGCAGAUGAAGAAAGGGCAAAGUCCUUAGCCUUCUAACAAGCUUGAUACACCGACAUGGCGGAGAUGGUUGAGAAGGAGAGGAAGACAGCACUGGCUCCUUACGCAAUCUCUUCGCAGGAGGCAGGGGCGACGCAACGUGCUUGCUUCCAGUCCUCCCAGCUGACAUGGCAGGAAACCUAUCUUCUAAAACAGAGUCAAAUCUCUUAAGAAUCACCUGGUAUAAAGCCUCAGACGGAUCAGCAAGCUAAGGGGCUGACGAUAUGGAAGGGAGAUGCAGCAAACUGGAUGGCAGAGAUGACGUCACGGCAGCAAACGAUGACGACACAGAUGAGUGAGGCAGCGCAGCGGAGACAACUGGGAGAGAUGUCAUCGAUGGAAGUGAUGUCAUAAGCGGCGAUGACUUCACAGCUUCCCCUCAAUCCGAACAGGAAGCAGACGCCACUGGCGGAGAGAUACAAAAUGGCUGACCCCGUGACGUCACUAGUGGGGCUGACGCCACAGCUUCCCCCUGACUCGAAGAAGUGGCAAUUGUCACUAGCAGAGUACUACAAUAUGGCUGACCUCGGCUACCAACGAAGACGAGGCCAGGAGGAGGGGGGAGGGCCUGAACAGCAUGAGCAUCCAAGAAGUACGUCAGGAAACCCUCCAAGGAGGGUAGACCCCAUAGCCCAAGCGUCCCCCAGAGCGCCGCCAUUUUGGCUGCCUCCAAAUCUGAAAGAAAAGAAACUGAUGAAAAAGCCUCCUUCCUCCAGGGAAUCAAAUUAACUCUUGAGGAAGAGGGAGCAACAUUACAUAAAUCAGCCUGAGGGCCUCCCAAUACUUCCAACAAUGGAUCGAUGGUAGAAAAGGAAGGGGACAAAGGCACAACACUAGCAUGGGGUGUAACAACAGUAGGAGACGAAGCAUUG
Molecule: messenger RNA, 7565 nt
Organism: Macrobrachium nipponense
Lineage: Eukaryota; Metazoa; Arthropoda; Malacostraca; Decapoda; Palaemonidae
Gene: PIG-C
Product: phosphatidylinositol N-acetylglucosaminyltransferase subunit C-like
Exons: 8
Coding region: 151-981 (276 amino acids)
Biological process (GO): GPI anchor biosynthetic process
Cellular component (GO): membrane; glycosylphosphatidylinositol-N-acetylglucosaminyltransferase (GPI-GnT) complex
Source: RefSeq, a predicted model, not a curated record